AUGAAGCACUCAGGUGAAUUUCGCUGCGAUGUUCCAGGCUGCAAAGCCAGUUAUCGGCGGAAGGAGCACCUUAAUCGCCACCGAGAGCAGCACGUCCCGCGACGAUCGUUCCAAUGUCGGAUUUGCAGUCGUAUUUUCGGGAGGAAUGACACGCUCCGUCGUCAUGUCCGACAGAGCCACCAAGGGAGUGAGCCCGCACCACCGUUAAGGCAAGCUUGUGCGAAUUGCCGCGCCCUCAAAGCUCGGUGUGAAGGGGGCCCUCCCUGCAGCAGAUGCCAGCGUGGCGGUAUUUCCUGUUCAUUACAUGAUGAACUUGGACCUUCCGGGAAAGACUCCAGUCCACCGUUGGCCGACCAGCCCAGUCCGACUGGAAAGAUUCAACAAUUCCUCAAGCUGUACUUCGAAGUGUUCCACCCACAUUGGCCAUUCAUUCACCGAGGAUCAUUCAAUCCGAGAACGGAGGCUCCUUUGCUGGUACAGUCAAUGAUUGUCAUGGGUAUGAAAUUGCAGGACAAGUGGGAUGCCUCGGUUGCAGAGAACGCAUCAAGGAUCAGCUCCUGGCCAAUCCCAACGUACCAGGCUAUCCUCCUCCAUAUAAUCUUCACCUUAUUGCACAGAGACAACAUUUCUCUCGGUCUUGAUCUCAAACCGUCUCUAUCGGCCAGUAAGACCGCUCUUCUUGCCUCCUUGGUAGGCAGUUGCAGAAGACUAGGGGUGUUUCAUUACCCAAACAUUCUUGCGCGGUAUCAACCAGAUGAUCUCGUCACAUAUGUCUGGGUGAGCGUCGAAGAGGUCAAACGCUUUGGUGUAGCCCUAUACAAAGUUUGCAAGACUCUGAGCUCGGAUAGACGAAAUACUGACAUCAACACACAUACGGUGGAAUGCAGUAUUCCAGGGGGGACGAGCUGGCAGCUCACCGCAAGCGAGCUAGAAUUUCCAAUGCCCAAGUACGAUCCGGUUUGGGAUGCCGUCGGUGAAGGGGAGUGGAGGGCCGCCGUCAGCAAGGAUAUGGAAUGCAUUGACCUAAGCGAUACUAUGGAGUCGCAGUGGAUCUCAAGGAUGUCUGAGCUCCUGCAGCUUACCUGA
Messenger RNA from Aspergillus clavatus NRRL 1, 1086 nucleotides. RefSeq names its product Zn(II)2Cys6 transcription factor. Gene Ontology annotation, biological process: regulation of transcription by RNA polymerase II; DNA-templated transcription. NCBI's taxonomy places the organism in Eukaryota, Fungi, Ascomycota, Eurotiomycetes, Eurotiales, Aspergillaceae. Gene Ontology annotation, molecular function: zinc ion binding; DNA-binding transcription factor activity, RNA polymerase II-specific; RNA polymerase II cis-regulatory region sequence-specific DNA binding. The record is from RefSeq and is a predicted model, not a curated record. The transcript has 3 exons. Bases 1 to 1086 code for a protein of 361 amino acids. Gene Ontology annotation, cellular component: chromatin.